AACUUGAAACAUUUGACCAAAAAAGACUAUGUUCAUCUAGAUGAAAACCCUUAUGCUUUCUAUGUUCAUUGCUAUGCUCACCGUUUGCAAUUGGUGGUUGUGUCUGUUGCUAGUAGUUGUUCAGCUAUUCAUGAUUUCUUUGAGUACAUUUCCUUGAUUGUGAACACAACAAGUGCAUCUUGUAAGAGAAGGGAUGAAUUGAGGGAGUCACAACACCAAGAUAUUUUGACUCGUCUUGAGAAAGGUGACAUAUCUACAGGAAGGGGCUUGCACCAAUCAUCUAAUCUCGCUAGACCCGGCGAUACUAGAUGGGGUUCACAUCAUAUUACCUUGGUUCGUUUGGAUCAAAUGUGGUCUUCUGUGUUAACGGUGCUUAAUAUGGUUGAUGAAGAUGCACGUGGACCAUCUCAAGCAGCAGGUUUGAUAUUAAAAAUGGAGAGCUUUGAAUUUGCUUUCAUUUUGAAGCUUAUGUUAAAGUUGUUUGGUAUCACAAAUGAGCUUUCAAAAAUCUUGCAACAAAAAGAUCUUAAUAUUGUGCUUGCCAUAGAAUUAGUUCAUGAUGUCAAAGCUAGGUUGAAGACAUUGAGAGAUAGUGGUUGGGAUGAUUUAUUUGGUGAUGUCCAAGAAUUUUGUGGUGAUCAAUGUAUUCCGGUGCCAAAUAUGGAUGAAGAAAUACCGGUUCGGGGUUGUUCAAGGAAAGAAGGGAGGACUAUCACUAAUCUUCACUAUUACCGUGCAGAGAUUUUUUAUGUUGCUAUUGACAAAAUAUGUGUGGAGAUGGAUCACCGUUUUAGUGAAGGAACUAAUAUUGUGCUUGAUUGCUUCUCAUGUCUUGACCCCAAUAACUCUUUCUCCAAGUUUAAUGUUGAUAAGCUUGCUCGUCUUGCUACUAUUUAUCAUGCUGACUUUUCUGAUGAUGAUCGUGGAACAAUAAAGGAGCAACUUGCCACUUAUAUACUUCAAGUGAAAAGGCAUGCUUCCUUUUCUACUUGUGAUGAUAUUGCAAGUUUGGCUAUGAAGAUGGUUCAAACUGAGAAACAUUUGCUAUUUCCAUUGGUCUACAAACUUAUUGAGUUGGCUUUGAUAUUGCCGGUGUCGACAGCAUCUGUUGAAAGAGCUUUUUCAGCAAUGAAGAUUAUCAAGUCUAAAUUGCGCAACAAGAUCAACAAUGAGUGGUUCAAUGACUUGAUGAUAUGUUACACCGAGCGGGAGAUAUUCAAGUCAGUUAGUGAUCUUGAUAUUCUUCGAACUUUUGCCGCAAAGAAGACUCGAAGAGAGCAUUUGCCUCAUAGUUUUCUAAAAACUUAGCACACUAUUGGUAUGUUCUAUUUUUUCUUGUAUUGUUUUCUUGGACGUGUCUUUUUCUUAUCUUGUAUUGUCUAACGAAAUGGAACCAAAAUUAGCUAUAUUUUUGUUGGUAAAAUGACGAGUC
Molecule: messenger RNA, 1432 nt
Organism: Lotus japonicus
Lineage: Eukaryota; Viridiplantae; Streptophyta; Magnoliopsida; Fabales; Fabaceae
Exons: 1
Molecular function (GO): protein dimerization activity
Source: RefSeq, a predicted model, not a curated record